Nasonia vitripennis (jewel wasp) is the source of this 6127-nucleotide messenger RNA. It is a transcript of the gene slim, whose product is annotated as kelch domain-containing protein 10 homolog. The record is from RefSeq and is a predicted model, not a curated record. Gene Ontology annotation, molecular function: protein binding. Gene Ontology annotation, biological process: positive regulation of stress-activated MAPK cascade. The transcript has 3 exons. NCBI's taxonomy places the organism in Eukaryota, Metazoa, Arthropoda, Insecta, Hymenoptera, Pteromalidae. The coding region runs from base 1061 to 2236 and encodes 391 amino acids.
UCGCGCGUGACAGUAAGAAUUAAGAAGGACGGCCUGUUCCAUCGACUAGAUCAGCUGCAGAUACUUUCGUUAUCGACCUACAUAAGUAGCACAGGCGCGUUAAAAAACGCGCUAGAGACAGAUCACAGAGCGAGAGAGAGGCUAUGCAAAUAGAUUAGAAACAGCGAGACGAAUCCGCAUCAUCUGGGGACUUUGAUUUCGAAGUGAGAGUGCGCCUUCGCAAGAAGUUAGAAAUAGUCACAAGUCCCGAGCGAGAGAGAGAGAGAGAGAGAGAGAGAGAGAGAGAGAGAGAGAGAGAGAGAAGGAAGUUCGAACAGCUGCGGCUCGCAGCUGGUAUACUGGACAUAUAUACCUCUGGCUGGGCUGAAGAUAGCUUAUAUCUAUAUAUACCUACCACAGUGGGCGCUUGAGGAGCAUGCUCGUGUAAAAAUCAGCAGCUCGGGUGUGUACUCGGGGGAAAGAAAGAGCGAGAAAACGGAACAAAGUGCAGCGGCAGUACACGCGUGUGCAGUGGGGGACGAAGAGAGAGAGAGAGAGAGAGAGAGAGAGAGAGAGAGGGAGGGAGCAGAAUAGUAGAGAAGAGAGCGCGCGAGAGUUCUCGUACCGUAUGUAUGCACGCCACUGCUCGUGCUCACUGCGUAUUAGUCAUAUUUCAGCUGUUGACGACUCGCGCGCGCUCCCCCUUCUGUGCAGCCCUUUUCUGUUGUGUAUGUGUGUGCAGUGUGCACAAUUGUCUUAUGUAAAAUGCAGCUACUACGAGGAUGAUCGUCGUGCACUGAUGCAUUUAAAUGGACUGAUGCCUACUGGCAAGACUGGCAGCAGCAGCAGCAGCAACAAGAACCAAGUGCGUGUGUUUGCGUAGAGCAGCGUACAGCAUAAUCUCGUCAACAUUAGGACGCAGCACGAAAACGACGUGAUGAGCAGACUGUACGCGUUUGUGGUGGACGAGUUCUUCGCCGUUGAUCCGUGACCAUAAACAACGGAGGAGCUAGCUCUAGCCUCUGACGCGGCUGCACGUUCUUUGUUUGGUUGGAAAAUCGAUUCUUCCAGUAGCAGCAGGAUGUAUGCCUUCAAGCCCUUUGUUUUUACUAAGCACGAUGUGCAAAGCCUUGAGAAGCCCAAAGCUCGCAGCGGUCACAGGGUUGUCUGUGAUGAGAGGAACCUCUACUCGUACGGUGGCUUCAACCCCAACAUCGAUCGCAAUGACCCAGACAUGCAGAAUGACCAAAGCUGGACAGCCAGCAGACCGCUCUUCAAAGAGCUCUGGAAGUUCAACUUUGCCACCAAGUGCUGGAGGCGACUACCCUGCCAGAAGAUGAUGCCCAACGAGCUGGCAUCGAAUGCGGUUGUGCUUAGAGGGGGAAACCUAGUGAUUCACGGUGGCACUGGGGUUCCCUUUGGUGAAAACUGCAAUAACAAUGUGUACAUAUGCAACGUGAACGAUGGUGAGAUGCAUAUUAUUCCUGCAAGCGGUGAGCUGCCAGAUCCGCAAUAUGGACAGGCUGUGAUCUGUCAUGGACAUUAUUUAUAUACUGUUGGUGGCACAACUGGUUUGGAAUAUACGUGCGACAUUCACAGAUUUGACCUGAAAAAUCAAGUGUGGGAAUCGGUUUACAUAUGUGCUGGCAGAGAUCAGUGUGAACCCAAGGGCAGAUACAGACAUGAACUGGCAUUUGAUGGGAGAGUCAUUUACGUAUUAGGCGGUGGUACUGCAUCGGAAGCUUUCGGCUUUGCGGAAAUCCCUGCUUUUGACACAUUUGCUAACAAAUGGAUGACUUUGUGCGCUCAAGGCGACAACAAAGAGAAGACUUUUCCUGCUGCGCGGCGAUGCCAUGGCUUGGUUCAGUAUGUUGAUGAAAGGACUAACUCGACACUGGUUGUCAUAUCUGGAGGAUACAAUGGUACACAAGUUUUUAAUGAUAUCUGGAGGCUAGACUUGAGUAUUCUCCAGUGGACCUGUUUGACAAUGUGCGCAUUACCUCAACCAACAUAUUUUCACUCUACCACUCUUACUCCAGCGGGUCAAAUGUUUACAUUUGGUGGAAUAGUUAAAGAAGACAAUGAAGUGGCAAGAACAGAUGAAACUCAUUCAGUAUGGCUGACUAUACCAAAACUUUCAGAAAUUUGUUGGGAAGCACUGAAUUUUUAUCAUCCAGAUUUAAAGAAAAAACGACAAGAAGAUCUGCUACAUAUUGGUGUACCUUUAAAAUUUAUUCAAAGGUUUGACACCUCAUAAUGAUUAUUUUAUUUAGUUGAAUCUACAUUUUUAGGGUGCUAUAAAUUUACUUGUUACCAGUUAAUAUUGAAAGGAAUAUGAUUGUUAUAUGUGAAUGAGAAAUUUUACUUAUAUUUUUGUAUGCCUUAAUAUAUACAUUGUGAUCAAAGGUCAAUGAUGUUAGUGAUAUUGAUUGAUAUGGUUCUCAAAAAAGUAAACAAAACAGAGAACAAAAAUCAGUUUGCAUACCGCUGGAUGUGAGCAUACUUAUUUUUACACACAAAUUUUAGUGACAAAUUAUAACAAUUCAAAUCAUGCUAACAAUUCUUACUUAUGUUAAUUAAUUAAUUAAAUUUACUGUAACGAUUUUUGUUAUAACCAAAUCUUUAAUAGUAUUUGGAAAUACCUCAAUUAUAAUAUUAUUUUUUAAAGUAUAAAUUUUCAAAUAAUCAUGUGUGCGUUAAGUAUAACAUAUUAGGUUUAUUAUAUUAUGAAAGACAAUAUUUUUAACUUUAUUUUAUAUUUAAAGAUUAUUUUUUAUAAUCUAUGCCACAGUAUAAGAAAAAAAUACCAUGUAAGAACACAUAAUUGAUAAUUAUAACAACUGUAUAUCAUUUUUGAUAAGAUGAAUUAAAUGAAAAAAACUAUGUCAUCAAGGUAUUCAUUAAUAGCAUUCAAGUAAUUAAUUAUAAUUUGGAAUACUUACUAUUUUCUGAAAUACUAGCAAAAAUCGUCUAAUUUAUCGAAACUCCAAAUAUUGUCAUAAUGACAUUAUGUAAUGAUAUGACUUUGGAUAUCUAUUUUUUACGUCUUUAUCAUCGCAACUUGUUAAAUCUACUACAAUUUUCAAUGUUCAACUUAUUUCAAAAGAAUUAUAGGACUCAUGUACGUAUGUACUUAAACUAAAAUUUGAUUACUAAAUUUGAAUUUCAAAUCCUAGGGUAAAUGAAUCUUUCAAAAACUAUGUUUUCUUACAUUGUGGUAUUAAACUAAAAUUAAUAAAGAAUGCAAUCUUAAAUUAUAGAGGCUAAUCAUCAUUUGACUUAUUAUGAAAACAAAUUAAAUCUUAAAAUUAAUAUGUAAGUAUACUCAAAUUAUUGUAAAUGCUGAAAAAAUUUAAUGCUUUAAAAAAUAAAUUUUUAUUUGCAAAUCAUCACUUGAAAUAAAUAAAACGUUAUUGGCCAAAAACUCAAAGAAAAUUUCUAAAAUAAUUUAGGAUUUUCCAAUUUUAUUUUUGAUCACCGAACUUAAAUAAAAUUGUAAAAAUUAGAUCAUUUUAAUUAACUAAAAACGUGUAUUUGAAAUAUAAAAUCUUAUUAAAGCGUUUAUAAAUGUAAUCUACAAUUUUUUUAUUCAUCUUUAAAAUUAUAAAUAUUGAUAUAUUUAUUAUAGAACGAUCAGUAAAAGAAAAAAUCAAUUGUAUUGCCUACAAGUUUCUUUGCAUUAACAGUAAUUUAGUAUUUUUAUAAAAAGAACAUUUUUUUUAAUGACCAGAUUUGACAAAAAAAAAAAUGUAAAAAGGAAGGAAACAAUAUAUGUUUAUUCAUAGCUCCUAGCAAACUGAACUGUGAAAUAAUGGACGAAUUUUAUUUUUAUAUCCGGAAAUGUAUAAAUUAAAUUGAUUUUAUUAUAUACACUUGUUUAUUUAUCCAAUAUAACAGUGUUAAUCAAUUUUAAAAAUUUAUUUGAUAAAUGAAAACACUAAUUCGAUUAUAAAAAAUUGAUAUAAACAUUUAAACGUUAAAAAAAAAUUAUGUAAAUUCGUUUAUUGUAGAAUAAAAGUGAGAAUCAUUAAUUUAUAUAACUAUAAAUACAUACAUAUAAACUUAUAUUGAAUUAUUUAAUUUAUAUACUAUAGGCAUAUACUAAACGUUUCAGGAUGGCUUAGGUGUCUGUACACAAGUCUUAUAAUAAGUGCGUGUAUUCUUAUUAGCGCUUCUAUAUAAAUGGAUGUUUGGCGACUCAUCUGAAUGGCAUAUUUUUAGCGCAGUACAUCUUAUUGACAAUCGAAUUAGAUGCAAUUUAUAUUGGUUUUACAGAUUGAAAAUAAAGGAAAGUUUUAUCCUAGAUAACUUGUAUCAAAUGAAUGAAAGCGGACAAAAUAAAGCCUUUGCCUGUUAAUUUACAUUUUUUAACUGCAUAUCUUGUUUUUCUUUUCAAUUUCAAACAUUGUUAAAGUUUUAAUCGUUUUAUAGAUAUAAAAAUGCAAAAAAAAAACCAUUUAUUACAACAAUAUAGUGCGUGUACCGCGGUUUAAGUGGAUUUUUUGACAGUCUAUAUGGUUACAGUAUAUAUUCGUACUGUCAACUCUGCACUAAGUCUAAAACAAUCCACUUUACGUCCUCGGUACACAAUACACUCCAUCUAAAUCUCAAAAGUUUGAAUUUGAACUAUGUAUUUUAUAACAUACAAUAAUAUUAAAGUAGUUCUAAGUAAAUAGACAACAGAUAUGGUUAAUUUAUAUUUUGGGAUAUUGAAUACUUCUUAAAGCAAACUAAAGUUUGAAGGAAACGAUUGUCAAUAUUUUGUGGAAAAUUUAUACAUGAAUUUUAUGGGAUAGCUGUUAAACAUUGCAAAAUUAGAGUAAUUCUAUAAAUAUUUCAAAUCUUAUGAGAGUUAUUGCAAAUAAAUUAAAACAUUAAAUCAAAUGCUUUAACUAUCACUAUCUGUAAGUAUCUGUCUUUUUCCAAAUUUAUUAAAAAUAUUUAAUUUCGUUUCACGUAAUCCUUGAGAAAAAAAAACAGAUUAUUUUCAUAAGUUGCUAUCUGUUAAGCAUCUUUUUAUAAAAUAUAAAUCUGGAACUUAAUUUGAGGCAAACAAGAUGUCUUUUUUUAAAUGGGAAAAAUUACAUUUUGUAUCUUGAAAUAAGCUCUAUUCCACUUUUCGUGUAAAAAUAACAAAAAUUGUCAACCUACAUGGGUCCAUUUUUAAAAUUCUGUGCGAGUCCAUACAAGACGAUCGCAUUUGAUCGUUUAUUUCAUUCAAUUUAUUGAAUAUACACAUUCUAGAAUAUUUGUACUACCUUGCGAACAUUUUUUUAUAAUUUAGCGCGAAACCAUAAUUACGAUGCCAAUUAUCUAAUACCGUUUAAUUGUUUACGUUCUAAAGUGUGUUUUCUAUUGAUACCAUGCACGACAAUUAAAAAUGUGUUCCAUAAUAAACGUAAAUGGCAGUAUUAAAAUUACAUCGAAAAGUGGACUUAUUAUGUUUUGCCUCGAAUCCACAAUAUUGUUAUAAAACGCGUUAUACAUAUAUGCUUCGUAGUAAAGGAUGUUAAAUAUAUUGCUGAUAUUUAAUAUAUACGAAUUUUAUUGUUUUGCCGCUUUCUCCGAACAUAAAAUUCACUAUGUAAGAAUAGCUAUUGUACAUAGGAAAUAUUUUGAACCUCUAUAAUAGAGAUCAGCUCGAGCUAAGAGAAUACAAUAUAAUAUGAUGAAUUUAUAUUAAUUCAAAAUAUUAAAGUAAUUUGUUCAUCUCAGCUUUAAGCAAUAAUAAUUGUUGAUGCCGUCGAAAAAAGCUAUAAUGCAUCAGUAGCGUAUAUAUGUAUUUAUCGUCUAAAUAAUUAUAAUCUGCAGUUCUGCCUUAAACAAAAGUGAAAAUCCAAAUGAAGCUCAAAUUGUUAGAUAGCAAAACGAUCUUGAAACAUUGAUUCUUAGUAGGCGCAAUAAAAGCUACGAGUAUACUUACUUAUACUGGUUUGCAAUAAUGCUCCCGAGUGCUUUGAUUCGUCUUUUAUUCAACGUCAUUGUGUAAUGCGAUUCGCAUGAACGAAAUGAUACGAAUGUGUUUUAGUUAGAAUUCAGAGAAUCGUCGAAUUGUAAAUAAUAAUUACUUAUAACAGCAGAGUAAUAACACCGACAGUUAAAUGCAAUUUUAUAUGUUUAAUAAAAAUCGAUAUACUAAUAUAUCAAA